CAAUCGCGCCCUGCAAAAUAGCGUGAUGGCGACUGUAAAAGUUGUUUAUGGUACAAUGGAGUUUGGACGUCGCAUGAGCAAAGAAGAGGUAUGGUGUUGCAGUCUAGUCAAGUACUGGAGCUGUUUCUACAGAGUGGCUUCAAUGAACUUGAUACAGCAAGAAUGUAUAGCAAUGGUCAAUCAGAGAAGAUCAUAGGCAAUCUACCUGCUGAAUUCCGAAACAAGUUUACGAUCGCAACCAAGGCUAAUCCAAUUCCUCCUAACAGUUUGAGACGAGACAGUCUUACAGAUCAAACAAACCUUUCUCUUCAGUGUCUUCAGAAGCAGUCAGUUGACAUCUUGUAUCUACAUAUGCCUGAUCACAAUACACCCAUCAAAGAGACACUAGAAGCAUGUCAACAAUUAUAUGUUGAGGGUAAGUUCAAGGAGUUGGGACUGUCAAAUUAUGCUGCAUGGGAAGUUGUUGAAGCUUACUAUAUUUGCAAACAAAAUGGCUGGGUAGUUCCUACUGUGUAUCAAGGAAUGUACAAUGGUAUUACAAGGGAAGUUGAAGAAGAAUUGUUUCCUGCCAUACGACAUCUUGGGAUGCGGUUCUAUGCAUAUAAUCCACUGGCUGGUGGUUUAUUGACAGGAAAAUACAAAUUUGAGGCAGCACAAGAACCCGAUAGACAACCAGUUAGUCGCUUUUUUGGCACUGGAGGAACUUGGGCAAAAACCUAUCGAAAUCGCUACUGGAAUGAAGCAUACUUUGGAGCCAUUCAACUGAUUCAUAACAGUUUGAAGAAAACCUAUGGAACACACCAAGACGGAUCGCUAAAGGUUUCUCUCGUUGAUGCAGCCAUUCGCUGGCUUAAGUGGCAUUCCAAGUUGUCAGCAGAACAAGGAGAUGGAAUUAUACUUGGAACAACAAGCUUGAAACAAACGAAAGAGGAUUUGGAUGCUUACUUAGGAGGCCCUUUGGAUGCAGAUGUAGUAGGUGUGUUUGAUGAAGCAUGGCAGAUGACCAAAGCUUUCUGUCCUCAUUAUUUUCGUUGACAAUUGCAAAUAGUGAUUGUAGUUCAUUUUGUCAGUGAAUACUGAUGUUGCUUGCUGUAUUAUUGGUUAAACAUGGAGCUUGUUGUUGAACAUGUUGUUUAGUUGUAUCACAACAUUUCCAAAUUUUAU
Messenger RNA from Corticium candelabrum, 1164 nucleotides. Its product is annotated as aflatoxin B1 aldehyde reductase member 2-like. Gene Ontology annotation, molecular function: oxidoreductase activity. The record is from RefSeq and is a predicted model, not a curated record. Lineage: Eukaryota; Metazoa; Porifera; Homoscleromorpha; Homosclerophorida; Plakinidae. The transcript is spliced from 12 exons. Bases 91 to 1035 code for a protein of 314 amino acids.